GGCGUCCGGGCCUGGUCUCCUCGGCGACCGCGGGGUUGCUGGUCCUCUCUGAAAGGGUCUCGUUCACACGUGCUGUGCGAGCCCUGGAGCCAUGGGCACCCCUCCGGGCCUGCAGACCGACUGCGAGGCGUUGCUCAGCCGCUUUCAGGAGACGGACAGUGUGCGCUUCGAGGACUUCUCCGAGCUCUGGAGGAGAAUGAAGUUUGGGACCAUCUUCUGUGGUAGAAUGAGAAAUUUAGAAAAGAACACAUUUACAAAAGAAGCUUUAGCUUUGGCUUGGCGAUAUUUUUUACCUCCAUACACAUUCCAGAUCAGAGUUGGUGCUUUGUAUCUUCUGUAUGGACUAUAUAACACCCAGCUGUGUCAACCAAAACAAAAGAUCAGAGUUGCCCUGAAGGAUUGGGAUGAAGUUUUAAAAUUUCAGCAAGAUUUGAUAAACGCACAACAUUUUGAUGCAGCUUAUAUAUUUAGGAAGCUACGACUAGACAAAGCAUUUCACUUUACAGCAAUGCCCAAAUUGCUGUCAUAUAGAAUGAAGAAAAAAAUUCAACGAGCUGAAGUUACAGAAGAAUUUAAGGACCCAAAUGAUCGCGUAAUGAAACUUAUCACAUCUGAUGUAUUAGAGGAAAUGAUGAAUGUUCAUGAUCAUUAUCAGAACAUGAAACAUAUCAUUUCAGCUGAUAAGUCCAAGCCAGACACAGCCCUUAGUUUGAUAAAGGAUGAUUUUUUCGACAAUAUUAAGAACAUAGUUUUGGAGCAUCAGCAGUGGCACAAAGAUAGAAAGAAUCCAUCCUUAAAAUCAAAAAUGAAAGGUGGAGAAGAAAAGAAAGAAGGAGAUUCACAAGAACCAGAGAAAUGCGAAAGGGCAGAAGCAUUAGCAAAAAUAAAAUCAAAGGCCUUUUCAGUUGUCAUUCAGGCAUCCAAGUCAAGAAGGCAUCGUCAAGUCAGACCUGACUCUUCUGAUUCUGAUACUGCAUCUGGUCAAGGACAAAUUCAAGCAACCAGAAAAAAAAGAAACAAAGAAACAUUGAAAUCAGCAGGGAAGAAUAUGUCUUCCAGAAACAAAGGUGACAUGCAGAGCAUAAAUAAGGAAGACAAAUCUUUAUGUCUCAGUAUGCCUGUGAUUACAGAAGAUGAGGAGGAUGAAAGUUUUAGUGUAUCAGGGUUCACUGCCCCUAAGAGGAAAAGAAAACACUGAACAAAGAGCCUGGUGUCAAGUUUUUAAUUUUGAGCUUUCUGAUGAAGAAAAGAUGCAUGUUUUGUGUACUGAAGAGGAAGGCUACAAAUGUCGAAAAAAUUGUUCUGGGAAACUGUAGGUGAUUCCUUUGAAAUAGUAAUACUUUAACACAGUUCUAGAAUAAAAGUAAAAAAAAAAAAAUUGGAGUAAGAAUUUACUUUGAAAUGUAACUUUUUUAUAUUUUCUUUUAUGAAAUCUAUGUAAAUGGAGAUUAAAAUUGAAUUUAGAAUGUAAUCAAAAUAGCCCUGUUACUUGCAGAUUUACUAUUUCCUAUAACUUUUGGUGAUAUUAUACUAUCCUAGUACAGUUUUGGCAAUAUUAACAAUUCUGUUUUAUUUAAAGUUGUUUACUUGAAAUAUUAAUGCUUAUUGUAUGUAAAUCGUGAAUUAUUUUGUAUCUACAGUCUGGUAGUGGAUUUAUUUAUGAUGUACAUUUACUAUUUUGUAUUUUGGACAGUUAA
Choloepus didactylus (southern two-toed sloth) is the source of this 1697-nucleotide messenger RNA. RefSeq names its product small nuclear RNA activating complex polypeptide 1 (gene SNAPC1). Lineage: Eukaryota; Metazoa; Chordata; Mammalia; Pilosa; Megalonychidae. Gene Ontology annotation, biological process: snRNA transcription by RNA polymerase II; snRNA transcription by RNA polymerase III. The coding region runs from base 92 to 1198 and encodes 368 amino acids. Gene Ontology annotation, cellular component: snRNA-activating protein complex. The record is from RefSeq and is a predicted model, not a curated record. The transcript has 10 exons. Gene Ontology annotation, molecular function: sequence-specific DNA binding.